GAAUUUAAAGCCAUCAACGCCCUUUCUAUUUGUAGUUUAAACUUUAAACUACUCCUAACCCUUGGCAUUUAUAAUUUCACUUCCCCAUUUUCUCCUUCUUCUUCUUUAUCAGCGUACUCAUAGUUUCAGCUUUUGAUUUCCUCUUCUAAUCGCUUUUGCAGCCUUCCGAGGAAGUUGAAAUGGAAAACGGGAAUCAGUACCAGGAAGUUUCAAACGUGAAAUAUGAUUGUCUUCUAUUUGAUCUUGAUGACACCCUUUACCCUCUGAGCUCUGGCUUGGCGGUGCACGUGAGAAAAAAUAUUCAAGAUUACAUGCUUGAAAAGCUUGGAAUAGAGGAGACCAGACUUCCUGAAUUGAACGUUUCAUUAUAUAAAACUUAUGGGACAACUAUGGCUGGUCUCAGGGCUAUUGGGUAUGACUUCGACUACGAUGAUUUCCAUAGUUUUGUUCAUGGGAGAUUGCCAUAUGAUACGCUGAAACCUGACCCUGUUCUCAGGGGCGUAUUGCUAAGCCUGCCACUUCGGAAAAUUGUUUUUACUAACUCAGACAAAGGUCAUGCUGUUAGAGUGCUCCAUAGACUUGGAUUGGACGAAUGCUUUGAAAAAGUUAUAAGCUUUGAGACGCUGAAUCCCCCCAACUACGACCAUCCUCAUGGUGAUGAAGAUGGCAACAAAUCUGCAACAUUUGAUUUUUACGAGUGUAUGCGCCAGCCUCAUUCUGAUAUGGUGCUACCGAAGACCCCAGUUGUCUGCAAACCAUUUGAAGGUGCAUUUGAACGGGUUUUCGAGAUGGCCAAUAUCAACCCUCAGAGAACAUUGUUCUUUGAUGACAGUGUCCGCAAUUUACAGACAGCAAAACGCUUGGGCCUCCACACGGUCUUGGUGGGUACUUCCCUUCGGACCACAGGAGUGGAUCAUGCAUUAGAGAGCAUUCAUAAUAUUAGGGAGGCGUUUCCGGAGCUCUGGGAGGCCGAUGAGGAGCAUGAAAGGGUCAGGUGCUCAAGAAAGGUUGCAAUGGAGACAUCAGUAGUAGCUUAGCAUGAAAGGGUCAGGUGCUGUGGCAUCAAUAUAUCGUUGUUAAGAUGAAUUAGAAAACCCAUACCAA
This is a messenger RNA of Neltuma alba, 1104 nucleotides long. RefSeq lists its product as uncharacterized. NCBI's taxonomy places the organism in Eukaryota, Viridiplantae, Streptophyta, Magnoliopsida, Fabales, Fabaceae. The transcript is spliced from 9 exons. Bases 180 to 1037 code for a protein of 285 amino acids. The record is from RefSeq and is a predicted model, not a curated record.